Molecule: messenger RNA, 434 nt
Organism: Catharus ustulatus (Swainson's thrush)
Lineage: Eukaryota; Metazoa; Chordata; Aves; Passeriformes; Turdidae
Gene: NMS
Product: neuromedin S
Exons: 8
Coding region: 1-366 (121 amino acids)
Source: RefSeq, a predicted model, not a curated record
AUGCCCUCGCCGCCGCCCGCCCUGCCCUGGCUCCUGGCCGCCUGCUGCCUCUGCGCCCUCCCGCGGGGCUCAGGGUUCCCGCAGCCUUUCUCGCGCCACCGGGACGGUGUGGAGCUGCCCCCAAACCAGCAACUGGCUCUGUGUUUCAGUCAGUGGAUGGAAAUGUCCGAUCAACCUCAGAUCUCCAGCACUGUUUUGGAUCUCUGUUAUUCCAUAUUCAACAGCAUGCGUAAAAAUGAGGAAUCACAGACUGCUUCUGCAAAGUUUACAAAGAAGGACAGUCAUGGAACUCUGGGGCGGCCUUUCUUCCUUUUCAGGCCUCGAAAUGGAAGAACUGUUGAAGGCAGUGAAUAUCGUGGAAUGUGAAGUUCAUGGAUUCAUUUACCAGCUCGAUGACUUGGUUUACAUAAAGGAAAGAGAUUUCCCAUUGCACU